AUGAUACAUAUGAUAACAAACAAGCUGAAGGGAACCAUUGCUAUGGAUGCCACUAAAGGAGUCGUUAGAGGAUGGCGCGUCCUCAACACCGACUCCCCCAUCACUGUUCCUGUUGGUAGGGCUACCCUUGGUCGAAUCAUUGAUGUCAUUGGUGAGCCAAUUGACCAAAAGGGUGACCUCACAACCGAGCAUUAUUUUCCUAUUAAUAGAAAAGCUCCUUCUUUUGUUAAGCAAGCAACUGAGCAACCGAUUCUUGUUAUUGGGAUUAAGGUUGUUGACCUGCUUGCACCUUAUCAAAGAAAGGAAAGAUUGAUGACUGAUGAACAGACCAACAUUUGUUUGAUGGCUGAUGACAAUAUUUAUAAAAAUCAAAUAAGUUUCUCUAGCGAUUUUGAAAUUUCUGAUUAUAGUGAUAGUGAAUUUUCUUUACACUUACAAAGAAUUAUUAAUUGA
Molecule: messenger RNA, 453 nt
Organism: Vigna radiata var. radiata (mung bean)
Lineage: Eukaryota; Viridiplantae; Streptophyta; Magnoliopsida; Fabales; Fabaceae
Product: ATP synthase subunit beta, mitochondrial-like
Exons: 1
Coding region: 1-453 (150 amino acids)
Biological process (GO): proton motive force-driven mitochondrial ATP synthesis
Source: RefSeq, a predicted model, not a curated record